CUGCUGCUGUGCGCCGUGGGCGCCACCACGGCCGGGAAACUACCCGCCAACAUCAAGCGGUGCUCCCGCUCGGACCCGGACACCAACGAGUGCCUCCGGCUCGCGGUCGCCGACGCCCUGCCCAAGCUCAAGGGCGGGCUGCCCAAGCUCGGCGUGCACCGGCUCGACCCGCUCAUCAUCGACGAGCUGCGCAUCUCGCAGGGCUCGGGGCCCAUCAACAUGGACCUCACCUUCACCAACAUGACCACCACAAAGAUCCUGGACGACGUGGCUGUCACCAAAGUCAAGUUCGACUACGACAACUUGAUCCUGGAGGCCACAACUAUAACGCCAGCCGUGCUGGCCAAGAGCACGUACACCGUCAACGGCAGGGUGCUCCUGCUUCCAAUCAGGGGCUCCGGCCAGAGCACCGUCAACCUGUAUGACGUCACUACCGACCUGGUCAUCAAGGGGAAACUGCUGACCAAAGCCGACGGCAAGAAAUACUUCGACAUAAACGACGUGGUCGCGAAACUCACGCCGAAACGAAUGGAAAUGAAGAUGGAGAACCUGUUCAACGGGGAUAAGCAGCUCGGUGACACCAUGAACCGCGUCCUCAACGACAACUGGGAGCAGGUGUACAGCGAGAUCGGCCCCUCGUUCGCCGAGGCGUACCGAGAGCUGUUCAAGCGGCCCGCCCGCGCGCUCUUCCUGCACGUGCCGAUCGACGACAUCUACCCCCUCAAGUUGUAGAAGGGUCGUCGUCGCCGACAACCCAAGCACGCCAUUGACUGUUAAUUGAGGACUGUGAUACAUAGUAUUAUGAUAUUUUUUCAAAUGUAGAUAGGAUAGGAGUGAGUUAGAAUCACACUUUCGCAAUAAAGAGAGAGAGAGA
This is a messenger RNA of Frankliniella occidentalis (western flower thrips), 874 nucleotides long. Its product is annotated as protein takeout-like. The annotation marks the transcript as partial. The transcript has 5 exons. Lineage: Eukaryota; Metazoa; Arthropoda; Insecta; Thysanoptera; Thripidae. The record is from RefSeq and is a predicted model, not a curated record.